UGUUGCCGGCGGCGCCCUCUGGACUGCAGGUCCUCAGGAUGGAGGACAACAACGUCACGUUGGCAUGGAAACCGGGAUUCAAUGGACACUCUGAGCUGACAACCUGCGUUGUCCAGCUGUCCAGGCGCUCGGUGAGGAGGUGGGAUCUCCCCCAGCAGGAGGUCCAGGUUCCUCCUCACCUGCACGUCCUCUCGGCUCUGAGGAGCCAUCAGAACUACAGCGUGAGGCUCUCCUGUCUGAACGAGGUGGGGGCGUCGCCUUUCUGCCCCUGGAUCCACUUCCAGACCCCGGAGUCAGUGCCGUCGGCGGCCCCCAGGAACCUGACGUUCGAGCUGUCGGAGCAGCAGCUGGCUCUCAGCUGGGCGGUGCUGCAGGAGGAGCAGCUGCAGGGACGUCUGAUCGCAUACAAGCUGCAGUGGAGCAGAGGAGGGGAGCCUCAGGAGCCUCUGCUGUUUAAGGAGAACUCGGCUCUGCUCUCAGGUGGAGGGCGUUUCUUCAACGCCUCCUUCCAGGUGUCGGCCUGCACGUCGGUGGGCUGCGGACCCUGGAGCCCCCCGGUGCUGGUGCUGCCCGCCUCAG
Molecule: messenger RNA, 579 nt
Organism: Notothenia coriiceps (black rockcod)
Lineage: Eukaryota; Metazoa; Chordata; Actinopteri; Perciformes; Nototheniidae
Product: tyrosine-protein kinase receptor TYRO3-like
Exons: 4
Molecular function (GO): protein binding
Source: RefSeq, a predicted model, not a curated record